Molecule: messenger RNA, 2295 nt
Organism: Passer montanus (Eurasian tree sparrow)
Lineage: Eukaryota; Metazoa; Chordata; Aves; Passeriformes; Passeridae
Product: nuclear factor 7, brain-like
Exons: 6
Coding region: 493-1833 (446 amino acids)
Molecular function (GO): protein binding; metal ion binding
Source: RefSeq, a predicted model, not a curated record
CCGGACCUGACUAAACUAAACUAAACUAAACUAAGCUAAGAUAAACUAAGCUAAGCCAAGCCGUUUGAGCAGGGCGGGUCCCUGGGAUGGCGGGCCCGGGGCUGUGCCCGGCAGCGGGCGGUGCGCGCCGCGGGGCUGGAGCGGGGGAGCCGCGCCCGGCAGCGGCGGUGCCGCACGGCCCCGGAGCCCCGGGCGGUGCGCGGGGUGCCGGCAGCCCUGGGCCGGGUGAGCGCUGCGCCGGGCCCGGUGGGGACGCGAGGCUGGGCCCUGUCAGAGGGUUUGCUGGAGGGACGGGAAAUUGAGAGCUGCCACUCCCGAGGGAGUGACCUUCGGCCGGGCUGCUCGGUAAUUUCGGUAAUUGGGGCUUUCCAGCCCUGCACACACCCGCUGUAGCAGCUGGACAGGCGCUGUGCCUCCCUGCCGAGCUCGGGCAGGCAAGCCCUGCCGCAGUUCGAGGCUGUGCUUCCACGAGGCUGGCUGUCACCCUGUGAAAUGCCGGGGCUGAACGGGACGGGGCGUGCUGUCGGCAGGAGCCGUGUGCCCGCAGGGAUGGCCGGCGGGAGCCAGGAGCGGAGCCUGCGGGAGGAGCUGACCUGUGCCAUCUGCUGCGAGCUGUUCAGCGAGCCCGUCAUGCUGGACUGCAUGCACCACUUCUGCAGGGGCUGCAUCCUGCAGUACUGGGACAGCUGCGGCCGCGGCCCCUCGUGCCCGCAGUGCCGCCGCCGCUUCCCCAGCCGCGCCGUGCGCUCGCACUACCUGCUGGCGGGGCUGGUGGACAAGGUGCGCCGCUGCGGCUCCCAGCAGCACCGGCACGACAUGCGGAAGCACCUGGAAGAUGCUUUGCAGGCUCGUCAGAAGGAGAUGGAGAGCUUGCUGCAGAGGAAGCGUGUGGUGCAGGAGGACAUCUGCAGCCUGACGAAGGUGUCUGGGGAGCUGAACUUCAAGAUUCGGGCUGAGUUUGCUCGCCUUCAUCAGAUCCUGGAGGAAGAGGAGAGAGCUGUGCUGGCAGAGCUGGGUGAGAAGGAGGAGCAGUCACUGGCCCAGCUGCACAGGCACGUUGGCCAGCUGGAAGAGGGGGUGGCAGUGCUGCAGAGGGACAUCGAGCACAUCAAGCAGACCCUGAGCAAGAUGGAAGAUGUGUCACUGCUGGAGGUGGAGAGCCUGGAUAUCAGGCCCUCGGUGCAUGUUGAGCCCCAGCCUGCCCUGGACCUGCAGCACUACAGGGACAGCCACAGUGGCCCCUUGCAGUACAUCUUCUGGAGGCGGAUGCUGCGCUCCAUCUGCCCUGCUCCUGCCCCGCUCACCUUUGACCCCGAGUCAGCCCACCCCAACCUGGUCCUGUCCAAGGAUCUGACAGCAGUGACAGAGAGGAGCCGAGCCCAGCCCGUCCCCGUCAGCCCUCGGCGCUUCCGUCAGUGCGUCAACGUGCUGGGCUCGCAGGCCUUCCGCGGCGGCCGGCACUACUGGGAGGUCUGGGUGGGCAGCAAAACCAAGUGGGACCUGGGGGUGGCUGCCGAGGCUGUGGACCGGGCAGCCAAGGUCAAGCUGUGCCCAGAGAACGGCUACUGGACGCUGCGCCUGCGGAACAGGACGGAGUACUGGGCCGCUGCCAGCCCCUGGGUGCGCCUGGCCCCCCGCCAGCCCCCGCGCAAAGUGGGCGUCCUGCUGGACUGCCAGGAGGGCACCGUGGCCUUCUUCGAUGCUGGGGACAUGUCCCACCUCUUCACCUUUCACCAGGUCUCUGCAGAGAGAUACUGCCCCUUCUUCAGCACCUGCUUCAGUGACGGGGGGGACAACGUGGAGCCCAUGCGCCUCUGUCACCUGGCCCUGUGAGGGACGCCGGCCUGGCUCCUGCCCAGGGCUGCGCUGGAGGCCAGCUCUGCACACACAAGCCUCAGGGGUUUGGAGGAGCUGUUUUGGUUUCAGUUUUGGGAGGAAGGAGGGGAUGAGUCUCUCCCCGGUGCUGUCUGCCCUCCCCUGUGCCGUGGCUGUGGCUGCCACAAGGCACUCACAGGGGAUCCUGGCCCCCUUUCCCGAGCACAGCACAGUGACAGCACCACGGGGCUGCAGCGGAGGGGGCUGUGUUGCCGGCACCUCCUGCCUCUCUGUGCUCCCACCAUAAGCCCCUGGAGGAGGGCAGCGGUCCCGGGGCACCCUGGGGUGCCCCUCAGCCCCGCAUCCCGGCCAUGGCAUCCCGUGCUGGAAGAGCUUCCCGGGGCAGCGCUCCGGGCCGGCGGCAGAGGGAGCCCGGUGCGCGGUCCCUGGUUUGGCGCUAUUAAAGCUCCUUACAAAGCC